GCCUACUCUGCAAAAGCGGGAGAGGAUUAAAACAGCCGGAGGAGAAGGACGCAAUUGUACUCCGUCUCGUACUGAAGGAAGAACAGACCGUGGGCUUUCUAUCGAAAUCAACGCGAGAGCAAAUCACCAAACGCAGGUUGAGCUAGGUAGUAAGCAGAGUUCAGACAGGUAGCUCAUUCAUCGGAGGCACAGGUGUAGGGAGAUGAAGUAUUCCUUUUCAAUUCAGGUAUUACCCAUGGAAGGGGGACCGACUGAGGCAGUUGUAGAAGAGGCAGGAGAUGCUUUCAAGGCCAAGGAAUGUAAGACAUACCAAAGGAGGCGGGAGGAUGAAGAGGUUGGAGCUGAGCUACUGCAGGCUGCUGGGUUAGAGCAAGUCCAGGCCGAAGAAGAGUCUGUAGUGGAGGCCCAGCAACAACUUGUUGAGGGAGUAGUUAAUGUCAACAGCAGUGUGGAGAUGAUGGUGAUGGAGACCCUGGACCCUGCCCUGCUUCAGAUGAAGACCGAAGUCAUGGAGGCUGCUGUUGGAGCACCUGUUGUGACUGGUGCGGCCCAUGAAGCCACGGUUACCACUGUUGAUGACACUCAGAUCAUCACCCUGCAGGUGGUGAACAUGGAGGAGCAGCAGUUGGGCUUGGGAGAGCUCCAGCUGGUGCAGGUGCCUGUCUCUGCUGUGCCUGUCACUGCAGCCACUGUAGAAGAGCUGCAGGGGACGCUGGUGGAUGCCACCUCCAUGCCUAAAGAUGGAGAGCCAGUCAUCUGUCACACACUGCCAUUACCUGAGGGCUUUCAGGUGGUCAAGGUGGGUGCUAAUGGAGAGGUGGAGACAGUGGAGCAAGAUGAGCUCCAGGCCCAAGAGGAGCAGCCUCAACAGCAGGAGGAGGAGGAGAUGGCCGAAGCCCAAAAUGAUGACCCCACAUGGGCCAAAGAUCCAGACUACACACCCCCUGUUAAAAAGACCAAGAAGACAAAGAAAAGCAAGCUGCGCUACAACACAGAUGGAGAUAAAGACAUGGAUGUGUCUGUGUAUGACUUUGAGGAGGAGCAACAGGAGGGACUGCUCUCUGAGGUCAAUGCUGAGAAAGUUGUGGGCAACAUGAAGCCGCCCAAACCAACCAAAAUUAAGAAGAAAGGUGUUAAGAAGACAUUCCAGUGUGAGCUGUGCAGUUACACUUGCCCACGACGUUCCAACCUGGACCGCCAUAUGAAGAGCCACACGGAUGAGAGGCCUCACAAGUGCCAUCUGUGUGGACGAGCCUUCAGAACUGUCACAUUGCUGAGGAACCACCUCAAUACUCACACAGGCACCAGACCCCACAAGUGCACUGACUGCGACAUGGCCUUUGUCACCAGUGGAGAACUGGUGCGACACAGACGCUACAAGCACACCCACGAGAAACCCUUCAAGUGCUCCAUGUGUGACUAUGCCAGCGUGGAGGUUAGUAAGUUGAAGCGCCACAUUCGCUCCCACACCGGAGAGCGUCCGUUCCAAUGCAGCUUGUGCAGCUAUGCCAGCAGAGACACCUAUAAGCUUAAGAGACAUAUGAGGACCCACUCAGGAGAGAAGCCCUAUGAGUGCUACAUCUGUCAUGCACGAUUCACCCAGAGUGGCACCAUGAAAAUGCACAUUCUGCAGAAGCACACAGAGAAUGUGGCGAAGUUUCACUGCCCCCAUUGUGACACAGUUAUUGCCCGCAAGAGUGAUCUCGGUGUGCAUCUCCGUAAGCAGCAUUCCUACAUUGAGCAGGGCAGGAAGUGCCGUUACUGUGAUGCAGUUUUCCAUGAGCGCUAUGCUCUCAUCCAGCAUCAGAAGUCCCACAAAAACGAGAAACGAUUCAAGUGCGACCAAUGUGACUACGCUUGCCGUCAGGAGCGUCACAUGGUCAUGCACAAGCGCACUCAUACUGGAGAGAAGCCAUACGCAUGCAGCCAAUGUGAGAAAACCUUCCGGCAGAAACAGCUCCUGGACAUGCACUUCCGGCGUUACCAUGACCCCAACUUUGUACCCACCUCCUUUGUAUGCACCAAAUGCGGCAAGACCUUCACUCGCAGGAAUACCAUGGCCAGGCAUGCUGAAAACUGCACUGGUAUAGAUUCUGGUGAUGGAGAAAAUGGAGCUCCACCCAAAAGAGGCCGUGGGGGCAGAAAGAGGAAGAUGCGCUCUAGAAAGGAUGAUGAUGAUGAAGAUGACAGUGAUGAGCAUGGAGAGCCUGAUUUGGAUGAUAUUGAUGAAGAGGAUGAGGACGAUGAGGAGCAUCUUGAAGAACAACAUAUUAUGGUAGAACAGGCUCCACCCAGCAUUCCCAUCCCUGCUCUAGUUGAGCCUCCUGUAAAGAGGAAACGUGGCAGACCCCCCAAGAAUGCACCCAAGGCCUCUCCUACCAAGCCUGCUGCCAAAACCAUUGCAGAAACUGCUGCAAUUAUUCAGGUGGAGGAUGAAAGCACAGGGGCUAUUGAGAACAUCAUAGUGAAGAAGGAACCAGAGGGCUCUGAUGCAGCUGCAGCCCAGCCAGUGGUGGUGUCGGAGGUGGAGGCAAUUGAGGCGGAAAUAGAAACAGUGCAGAUAGCUGUCCCUGAAGCUGCACCUAAUGGCGACCUUACUCCUGAAAUGAUCCUUAGCAUGAUGGACCGGUGAUCUGUGGAUGUGUAUACACAUCUUGCAUAAAUAUAUCCCCUUACAUGUCCCUAUACACAUGCUCACUUUUCUCUCUUCACUUCCUUAUAGACCACACCUCUUCAUUUCUUGUGUUCUCAUUUUAGUCCUCAAAGUCUUUCAUCAUAUUUCAUAAAACUUCAUAUUCAAAUUUCUAUUGUCCAUAAAACCAAGUUUUUAACUUCCCAGAAUAACAUUUUGUCUUUUGAAAAUAUUUAGACUCAUGAGGAUCACAAAACCAUGCAUGGGUUUCUUCUUCCUCUCUAUUAUAGCAGUAGCUCAUCUGAUGAGUUCUUGCUGUCUGUACCGUGUACACGGAGAGGACUGCACAGUAUCUGACUAAACGUGGUCUACUACAUGCAUCUAGAUGUCUUUUUCCAGAUAACCUGCUGUGUUCUUUUGAUCUUUUAAAUCUGACAUUACUAUGGCAAUAUUGAGAAACUCAUUUUGUGCCUGGUCGAGCCUUGAUAUCUAGAAUCACUGUCACUGCUGUAGAAAUAGGCGUUUUAUUUUCUUUUUUUUUUUUUUUUUUUUUUU
Myxocyprinus asiaticus (Chinese sucker) is the source of this 3187-nucleotide messenger RNA. RefSeq names its product transcriptional repressor CTCF-like. Lineage: Eukaryota; Metazoa; Chordata; Actinopteri; Cypriniformes; Catostomidae. Gene Ontology annotation, biological process: regulation of transcription by RNA polymerase II. The coding region runs from base 203 to 2632 and encodes 809 amino acids. Gene Ontology annotation, molecular function: RNA polymerase II transcription regulatory region sequence-specific DNA binding; DNA-binding transcription factor activity, RNA polymerase II-specific. The record is from RefSeq and is a predicted model, not a curated record. Gene Ontology annotation, cellular component: nucleus. The transcript has 13 exons.